Messenger RNA from Lytechinus variegatus (green sea urchin), 2621 nucleotides. RefSeq names its product zinc finger protein 622-like (gene znf622). Gene Ontology annotation, molecular function: zinc ion binding; nucleic acid binding. Gene Ontology annotation, cellular component: preribosome, large subunit precursor. The record is from RefSeq and is a predicted model, not a curated record. The transcript has 6 exons. Gene Ontology annotation, biological process: ribosomal large subunit biogenesis. The coding region runs from base 276 to 1547 and encodes 423 amino acids. NCBI's taxonomy places the organism in Eukaryota, Metazoa, Echinodermata, Echinoidea, Temnopleuroida, Toxopneustidae.
CAAUCAAUAAUUACUCUACAACACAUAUUUUAUUUUACUACCGCGUGCGAUUCUUUCACAUUCAUUAUAUAGUAGGACUUUCACGAAUCUGUGAUAGACCUAUUCGAAUUGCAUACGAGCUAAAUUACUUGACAUUUCACGACCAAUCAACCUUUAACAAGGACAGGUAUUGGACUGAGACUGACCGGGUGUGUGCUUUAGCAGUUUAGGUUUACCAAUUAGUUCGUGAAAGUUUUGAGCGAGAUAUCUAAAGUAUAGCUGAGCUGGAAAGAACAAUGUCAUCCGGGGCAUUCACCUGUAUCUCGUGCCGAGUGGCAUUCGCCAGUACGGAUCUACAGAGGGCCCACUACAAGUCGGACUGGCAUCGCUACAACCUCAAACGCAAAGUAGCCGAGCUUCCUCCCGUCACUGCAGCUGAUUUCAAGCAGCGCCUUCUUGCACAACAAUCCAAGACCGCCGAGGCACAACGAGACACCUCUACUAGAUGCGGGGUAUGCGGGAAGCACUUUGGCACGGAGAACGCCUAUACAAACCACCUACAAUCCAAGAAACAUAAAGAUGCAGAGGCCAAGAUGAAAGCAGCUUCCGAUCAGAGCCAGGUCUCCGUCAAGAAUGCCAAGAACAAGCGCGACCAGGCCAAGGUUGACGCCUAUGAAGGAGAGAAGAUGAAGAGGGAAGGGGCGGAGAAGAAAAAGAAGAUGGACAACAAUGCUGCACCACCAACACCAUCAUCUAGGUUGAGGAAGGAGAACAAAGAUGAAGUUGCUGAUGAAGUGAUGGACGAUGAUGAUGAGGAGGAGGAAUGGGAGGACGUAGAAGGUGAAGAGAUACCUCCUACGGAUUGUCUCUUCUGCAGUCAAUCAACUUCAUCAAUCGAAGACAACCUGCAUCAUAUGACUGUAUCUCAUAGCUUCUACCUGCCCAACGUGGAGUUUAUAGCAGACAUGGAGGGUCUUUUAUCAUAUCUGGGUGUGAAGGUUGGCUGCGAUUUCAUGUGUCUUUGGUGCAAUGAAAAAGGAAAGUCAUUCUACUCACUGGAUUCCGUACAGAGACAUAUGAGAGACAAAGGGCACAGUAAGAUCUUGUAUGAAGGAGAUGCUAUUUAUGAAUAUUCAGACUUCUAUGACUUCAGGAAAAGCUAUCCAGACUAUGAUGAGAGGAAUGGAGGAGCAGUAGGAGGAGAGAUGAGGAGUGAAGAUGAUGAAGAUGAAGAAGAAGAAAUGGAUUUAGGCAGCUAUGAGAUGAAAGAAGAAGGAUUUGAGCUAACUCUCCCCUCGGGAAUGAAGAUCGGUCACCGAGAGCUUAGCAAGUACUACAAGCAGAACCUUCCCCUUGAAAGAAGAGUAAUGAAGAAAAAUCCUGCCCUCAUUGGUCGACUGAUGUCACAGUACAAGGCACUUGGUUGGCAUGGAAACAAAGGAGAAGCAUCAGAGAAGAUGAUCCGUGAUCUUCGUUACGUGCAGAAGUUCCGCAGCAGGCAGAAUCUUUCACUCCAAGUCAAGGCCAACAAAUUCCAGAAACAUUUCAGAUGUCAGAACCCAAUAUAAACCUCCUUUUUCAAUUAUACUCAGAGCUUGCUCAUCUACCCAUGUUAUGAUAUGUGUGCAUGCACAAAGUGAUAUUACGAAAUGUGGGAGCUAUAGGCCCGAAAUUCACAAAGGGGUUUUGAAAACCAUUGGAUGAACCCAUGGUUUAUGUAGAUUUCAUGUUAUAAAUUACGCUUAUUAACUGCAUAUUUUAAACAAAUGUCUAUAUGCUGAUGUGCGCUUUUUGUCACAGUGGGCAAAAUGACGCCUGUUACCAUGGCUUAGUAUGCUAUUUUAUUCAUGAGUCAACUCUUUUGAAGAGUGGACUCAUUAAUUUAAAACACUGUGGUAAUUUACACAUGAUGGGUUCAACCGAUGAUUUUCUAAACCAACUUUGUGAGGGCCGUAAAGUUUACCAAUAUUGACUGCUCAUGAGAAUGACAGAGGAAAUUAUCAUUCCCGAGGUGCUUUUCAUUCUGGUCCUUAAUAAUAUUAGGCAUUUGUAUAGCACCAUCUUUCUAGAGACAAUCUAUUCCGAGGCGCAUUGUUAUUGAUUUUAUUAAUUUAGCUUGAGCUGCCUUUCAGCGCUCGUGCAUUCAAGAAAUUAAUCCUGCCGGGUACCCGUUCACCUCACCUGGGUUCAGUGCAGCACAGUGUGGAUAAGUUUCUUGCUGAAGGAAAACAAACUAUGGCUAGGAAUCGAACCCACAACCCUCUGUUUAAAAGGCAAGAGUCAGAACCACUAGACCACGACGUGCCCACUUCUAUCACCCAGACACCUCGGCCAAGGGAUAAUAGAAGGGCCGGUAUGAAAAGCACUUAGGUAGUGAUGCUACCCACUUUUAUUUGGAUACAGAGAAAUAAAUUGUUUUAUAUGAUUCUAUGAUAUUUGCUCUGGCGACAAUUGCUCUACUAUUAAUUCCACACACUAGUCAAACGACCAACUUCAACCUCGGAUUUAAUAUGCUACCCUAAACCCAACAUAAAACACUAUUGCAACCCUAAUCCUGCAUCCAGGACAAAAUAAGCUCAGAGCAAUUGUCGCAGGAGCAAGUGUCAUGUCACCUUUUUGUAUACCAUAUCGUUGAUAAUAAA